Molecule: messenger RNA, 900 nt
Organism: Chaetomium globosum CBS 148.51
Lineage: Eukaryota; Fungi; Ascomycota; Sordariomycetes; Sordariales; Chaetomiaceae
Exons: 2
Coding region: 1-900 (299 amino acids)
Source: RefSeq, a predicted model, not a curated record
AUGGCGUCACCACCCAUGCGAGCCGGGCAACAACAGGGCCAGCACGUCCUAGAUCUCCAGGAUAUGGACGGAGGAGGCGCGGAUCUAGACUCUACGGUUGGCAUCCAGCUCAUCGCCAAGGCCAGGAGGCUUUCGAUCGCCUCGGGACCCAGGUGCGAAGUGGAGGUCUUCGCGGGCCCGGCGGACAGCGAUCGCCCACUAGCUUCGAAAACACCAGCAUGUUCUUCAAAUGCCAAUGCCCAACCAUAUGCAGCCACGCUGGGGGAGUGGCGAGAAGACUCUACCCCCGCGAUCACAGCGACGGGAGCUCUGGUGACGGUGACAACUGCUCCAUUCUCUUCGAUGAUACCGACUUGUGCUGGAGCUGGGGUUGUCGAUGGGGAUGUGAACGUUGCUGGCACAUCCCACCACCUCCGAACCCUCUCGCUCGCCCCCUACACACACCAGACCCGUCUCCGGCGCGCGCGGACCCUCCUCCCGCCGCUGCUGACCUCGCCCACGCGGCCCUCGCGGGCCGACCUGAUCCGGCGCUCCAUCGUGCUCACCCACGCCACCUUCGCCUCGCGCCGCCUCGCCCACCGCCUCGCCUCCAUCCGCCUCGCCCGCAGCCUGGCCGCGCGCCCCACCCCGGAGGUCCUCGUCGAGCGCUGCGUGCUCCCCGCCGAGUGCCUCCCCCGGGGCGCCGCCGCCGCGCCCGUCGCGCCCGCGCUGGUGGCGCGUAAAAGGGCGGUGGAGAGGGAGCGCGUCAAGGAUGGCCUGCGCGCGUGGGUGGGGAGUGUGUGGAAGGGGGAGGUGGGCAGGCGGGAGGAGGGGGUGAGGCGGUGGGAGGAGCGGGCGGGUGUGGGGAGGGUGUGGAGGUUGAGACGGUUUUGGGAGGGGGUUGGGAAGGGGGAGGCGUGA